UGAAAUUAAGAACAUUUCAUAUUGUUCCCUAAAUUGUUAAUAUUUUUUAAUAAUUACUCUCUCUCUCACACACAUUUGUAAUAGAAAAAAAACAACUUGUUUAACCCAAGAUUGAACUUAAAGCCCUUGUAUAAAUAGCACACCAGUUCUAACUAAUGCUAAUCAGUUGUUUUCUAAAACCUUAAGUGAUCGCAUCAAAAACAUUAUCUUUACUAAGAAAAAAUGAAGAGCUUCCUGUUAGUUUUAUGCGCAAUUUUGGCUAUUUUCGCUUUUGCUCAAGCCGAUGAAUGCAAAAUUGAAGGUCAUGUUGUGAAAGUGGGAGAAACUUAUUCUUUACCCGGUAAAUGUACUGAAAUCAAAUGUACUGGACCAAAUGCUUUUACUGCCAAAACCUGUCCCCAGGAACACAGUUUGAAACCCUGCAAAUACAUACCCCAAGACAAUAGCAAACCUUAUCCUGAAUGUUGUCCCCGUCAUGACUGUUAAACUUUUAAUUUGUAUUAAGAUUUUUGUAAAAUAAAUUAUAAAAAA
Molecule: messenger RNA, 531 nt
Organism: Lucilia sericata (common green bottle fly)
Lineage: Eukaryota; Metazoa; Arthropoda; Insecta; Diptera; Calliphoridae
Product: venom peptide Pc-like
Exons: 3
Coding region: 223-486 (87 amino acids)
Source: RefSeq, a predicted model, not a curated record